Pieris rapae (cabbage white) is the source of this 1811-nucleotide messenger RNA. RefSeq names its product chromatin modification-related protein MEAF6 (gene Eaf6). The record is from RefSeq and is a predicted model, not a curated record. The transcript has 4 exons. Gene Ontology annotation, cellular component: NuA4 histone acetyltransferase complex. Lineage: Eukaryota; Metazoa; Arthropoda; Insecta; Lepidoptera; Pieridae. The coding region runs from base 155 to 958 and encodes 267 amino acids.
AAGUUUAUUCAUAUUUCCUAUUCACAUUUUUGUUUAUGGUGCUUUUUCCAUGGCAGUACGAAUAUUUCGAUCAGUGUUUUAUUUAUUUAUCUGACUUAUUACUAAACGGCAAAUAAAGGGUAAAAAUUUCUGAAUUGAACAAAAAAACAUCAAAAUGGUUGUUUCUCCGCAAAGCCCUGCUAGCGAAACGCAAAGUGUAAAAUCUAAAAACAACAUGGCUUCCAAGCCAACACAAUCCGUAGCGGAUACUCGAGCAGAAUUAGCGGAAUUAGUUAAAAGGAAAGCUGAAGUAGCUGAAACACUUGCUAAUUUAGAACGGCAAAUAUAUGCUUUUGAAGGAUCCUACUUGGAAGACACUCAGUUAUAUGGAAAUAUUAUACGAGGUUGGGACAGAUACUUGACAACAAAUAAAAGUACCAACUCUAAAGCUGACAAAAGAAAUAGAAAAUUUAAAGAAGCUGAAAGAUUGUUUUCAAAAUCGUCUAUUACUUCUAUGGCCGCUGUUAGCGGUUUAGUUGAUGCUGCUGAAACUAAGAAUGAAAGGAAUAGUGAAACUGAAUCACAAACUAAUGAGGACUCUUCAGACACCCAAAUAAGUACAGGCUUGAGUGCAUUAAAUCAUACAACAAUUCAUGGUUCCACUGAAAGCUUAGCCUCUAAACCCUCAGGCAAGCAACAAAUAAAUGGAAGCAUAGAAAAAGUAGCAUCUAUGAUUAAACAAAGUACACCUAAAAUUGUUACGAGUGGUUUGUUACAAAAAUCAUUUACAUGUGAUUCAAAGCUAUUGUCUGGAGUUGGUCUUGAUAGUAGGCCGGGUACUCCUAAAGAGAAGGAUAUUGCUCUUGGCCUAUUGAGUAAAGGUGACUUUACACCAAAUGCUCUUAAACAUAAACUAUCUAAUAGUAGUAGUAAUAGCAAUGUUAAGAAGAAUAACAACAAAAAGGCUAGAUAUAGAUAAAAAUAUAUAUUUAUCAGUUUUAUGAAGAAAUAACAUAUUUUAGUUUCUGUGUCAGUUACUGCUGUUCUAGGAGUACAUUGUCUUUUACAUCUUGUUGAGUGUACUUUAACUGAUUCUACUAUUAUCAAUUGAUCUCAAUAUUGUCUGCUUAAAUCUUGAUUCUGGAAAUAAUAGUUGUAAUAACUGUUAAUCUUCUAUUUUAUUCUUAAUUAAACUUGUAAUUAAAAUUUAAAUUGUAUUUUUAAAAUAGUCCAUGUUAGGUAAAACAACGCAAUACUUACGUUUUAAGAUAUUUGGUAGAUCUCUAAUUGGUCCACAAAAUCUAACAGUAAUAUAAAACAGUAUUGGAAGGAAACUAAUUAACCCUGUACAAAGCAGAAAUACAACUUCAGGUGUUUUUCUUAAAACACAGCACUCAAGGGUUUUACUCCAUAUUGAUCUUGUUGCAUUCAUCUAAAAAAAAUGUAUUAAGUAAUAGUAAUAUAACCAGCGCAAUAUAUAAUAUUUCAUAAUUUUUUUAUGAUAGAUUAGCCUUAAAACUUACCGAAUCCACAAUAUCCAUACAAAUACAAUCAACACCAAUUUUGUCUUUACUUAAUGUUUUAUAAAACUCAUCCAAUUGUAAGUAAUUCUGCAUACAUUUCUCACAUACUAUAGUUUUUUCACUGGCCAUGUUUAAUACUAUACACUCCAUUGUAGCAUUAAAAAGUUUGUAAAACCUUGUUGUACUGUUUUUAACUGUAGCAGUUUCGUUUGACCAAACAAAGCAAUCUGUAAUUGUUUAAGUUUUAUUACUACUGGUGUCUUUCUUUCUAGCUCAUAAGUUGCUUUAACAAAUAAAAGUAUAUGUUGA